AUGAGCACUUCAGCGUCUCGCAUUUUACUCUUGGACGGCGACGAACCGCUCGUUACGGCUCGCAAUGUUUCGUUGCCUGAAGAAUCGUUCAUUCAUGGAAAGCUCACUGGAAAGCUCGCGCGUCAGUUGCAAGAUACUUUGACGCUUUGCGGGUCAGCGACGCCGACGUGGUGCACUGCACUCGCUCGAGUCUGCCCUUGGUUGUUCCCUUUCGAGCUUCGUCACAAGCUCUUCAAAUGCGUCUCCUUUUCUCUGUCUCGCACGCUCCAUCACCUCCAUGGCAAUGGGAGCGAUAGUGGGGCGGUAACUACAGAUGGUGGACGCGAAAUUCGAAUCGGUCGUUUACAGCGACAAAAAGUCCGAGUGAAUCGAGGGCAAAUCUUCGAAAGCGCAAAGAAGGUGUUCGACAUUCCAAACACGCUCAAGAUGGUGCUAGAGGUCGAGUUUUUCGAAGAGGUGGGCACUGGUACUGGACCAACGCUUGAGUUCUUCACCUUGCUAUCGAAGCAGUUCAAGCGUCGCAAGUUGAAUCUCUGGCGGGACUCUGGUGUGGCAAACGAGGAUGAUCUCGUCGUAGCUCCUCACGGUUUGUUCCCGGCGCCAAUCACCCCGCCUCGGCUCGGCGGCAAGACUCACGCAAGUCGUCUGAAGAACUUCAAACUUCUUGGUCAAUCGAUAGGCAAAGUUUUACAAGAUGGUCGAAUGCUAGAUUUACCUCUGGCGCCGGCGUUUUAUCGAAUGCUUCUCGGGCGAUCGCUGGGACUCCACGAUCUCAUCGAAAUUGAUCCUGGUCUCGGAAACACGUUGCGACGACUCGACGCAGCCGCGAAUGAGAUCGAGACCAUGAAGCGCGAAGGUCGACCCGAAAGUGAAUGGAGAAACGUCACUGUUGACGGAGUGAAUAUCGAAGACCUGUGUCUCACGUUUGUCAUCCCGGGAGCUUCCAUGGAACUCAUCAAGGGUGGUUCGGAAGUUGGCGUGAACGAGGUCAACUUGCGAGAGUACGUGGACACCAUCGUCGACGCGUGCGUAGGAUCUGGCGUCGCGGCUUAUUUUGAAUCAGUUCGUACUGGUUUGGAACAAGUCGUUCCUCUCGCUAGGCUGCAGAUGUUCAACGAAAGCGAACUGGAAGCAGUCAUUUGCGGACAAGGUGAACAGUGGACGCCAGAAAUGCUCACCGAGUGCAUUACUUUUGAUCACGGCUACAAUGCGCUUUCUCCGCCGAUCAAGAACUUCUGUGACAUUCUCAGUGCUUUCACGCCGAAUCAACAACGGUCAUUCAUGCGAUUCGUCACUGGUGCACCGAGGCUUCCUCCUGGCGGCCUAGCGUCACUUCAACCGCGUCUCACUGUGGUUUGCAAGCAACCUUCCUCAACGGUUGGUUUGUCAUCCAUCGACUCUGCUCCCGUCGCGGCCGGAACGCCGCUGGCGGACGGCGACUUGCCUUCUGCGAUGACUUGCGCGAGUUACUUAAAGCUUCCGCCGUACUCAUGCAAGGAAAUCAUGCUGGAACGUUUAACUUACGCGAUGAGCGAGGGGCAAGGAAGCUUUGAUCUCUCCUAA
This is a messenger RNA of Ostreococcus lucimarinus CCE9901, 1563 nucleotides long. RefSeq lists its product with no specific name. NCBI's taxonomy places the organism in Eukaryota, Viridiplantae, Chlorophyta, Mamiellophyceae, Mamiellales, Bathycoccaceae. The transcript has a single exon. The coding region runs from base 1 to 1563 and encodes 520 amino acids. Gene Ontology annotation, biological process: protein polyubiquitination; proteasome-mediated ubiquitin-dependent protein catabolic process. Gene Ontology annotation, molecular function: ubiquitin protein ligase activity. The record is from RefSeq and is a predicted model, not a curated record.